AUGUUUCCCUUGGCCAAAAACGCACAGAGUUGUCUCCAAGUUCGAAACAUUCAGCAAAACGCAAGGCAGAGCCACCAGAAACAGACACCCACUUUUCAUGACAAAUAUGGCAAUGCUAUACUAUCUAGUGGAGCCACUUUCUGCAUUGCUGUAUGGACAUACGCAGCAACACAAAUUGGAAUAGAAUGGAACCUGUCCCACUGCCAGUCACCCGAAAAGAAUGGUGAGAUCAGUAAUCAUCCCAGCUAG
Messenger RNA from Lemur catta (Ring-tailed lemur), 249 nucleotides. RefSeq names its product cytochrome c oxidase subunit 7B, mitochondrial-like. Gene Ontology annotation, biological process: mitochondrial electron transport, cytochrome c to oxygen. Lineage: Eukaryota; Metazoa; Chordata; Mammalia; Primates; Lemuridae. The record is from RefSeq and is a predicted model, not a curated record.